AUGUCAACAGAUACAGAUACCAAGCGUAUACCUCUCAACUUGAGGCGGUUGGAGCUGAAGAUGCGUCCUUCUAUGUUCUUCCGGAAGCAUCGCAGAGCGUUCUCCACCGAGGAGUCUACGCAGAAGAAGGUGGUGAAGCUACCGACGUCGACACCGACGUCUCCGCAACGCCAGCUAAUGUCUGAAGAGCCGGUGAUAGUGGUGACGCCUCCUAUGAGAGGGGACAGUCCAGGAGCCAGAUCACCACGGAACCUGGCGAGGGCGAGAUCUCGUACGGUUGGCUCGAUAGAGAGUGACUUGCACAGGAAGCGAAGCAGGUCGCUUGUCCGCACUCUGGGCGGGAUGCUCUCAACACGGAAGCUGCUCGAGACCGACUCGUCCACGGAGUCCAUCUUUGCAGUGAAAUCAGAUAUCACGAUGUCUGAGGAUGAUACGCCCGAGACCUAUGUCGAGAAGAUGGUGGAAGCAGACACGCCGACGGCCCUUGUUCAGCUGUCGUCAACGGACACUGACGUGAUGAAGGAGUGCCUCAAGUUGUAUAUGGAUACGCUCAAUUUUGAAGCACAGUCUCUCGAUGUUGCGCUGCGUGAGUUUCUCUUUGAGUUUGAGCUGCCAAAGGAAACACAGCAGCUCGAUCGUGUGCUGAAUGCCUUCAGCCGUCGUUACUACGCCUGCAACUGUGAGCUCUGGAACAAUGAAGACCAGGUGUAUUUCUUGACGUUCUCCUUAAUGCUUCUACAAACAGAUCAUUUUAACGCAUCUAACAAGCACAAGAUGACUAAGGAGGAGUUCAUCAAGAACUCAAGGGUCACUGAUGGGUCCGUGACGGAUAACUCAUUCCUGGGGAAGGAACUGCUCGAGUACUUUUACGAUAACAUCACAUAUACAAAAUUCAUCACACAAUCAUUACUGAUGCAACCACAACCACAACCGUUGUACCUCUUACCCAAGAUGAUAUUUAACUCGAACUCCUCGCUGAACUUGGAGGCUCUGAGCACACAGAGAACUAGACAACGAUCAGGAUCCGUGUCAUCAACAGCAUCUCAGUUUUUCCAAACGGCCUCAAACUCAUCGGAUCCGUACGUUUUGAUGGCCACAGAUCAGCUGGACACUCUGAAAUUGCCAUUGAAACCUUUAGAGGACUUUAACCCAUUUACGAACAAUUCCAUUCAUGCUUUCACAAAUGAUUAUUUGCAACAUGUGACAAACACUUUGAGGUCGGGCAACGCAAUAUAUGUGAGGUUUAACAAGGAUUGCAAUUGGCUUACCGGUAAAACUGAGAUGUUUACAUCUGAAGAAUCAGAGCCUACAGAGAUGGUUUGUGUAAGGGUUUUAAAGAUCGCAGAGAUAUGGAAGGAGGAGACUGUGUCAAACAAGUUCUUAACGAUGGGAAACUACGGCGUGAAAGUGGUGUCCAAGCGUUAUUUUGGUAUCCUAACCAUGUGUGGGCUGUUGUUAUUCGAAAGUUUGGCUUUCAUGAAUGUUGAUGAUCGUGAGAGAGUACUGUCUGGAGAAGAUAACAAAUCAGAACCAUUUUUCAUAACCGUUGAUAACGAUAACUCCCUGAGCAGAUGCCUCAAACUCCCACUGAAUGGCCUCUUUGCAUGUCCUUGUCCUAAGGAGGAAGGGCAUACUUUUAACGUCUUUAGUAAGAACAAGAGGGAAAUGUUCAGCUGUCCGACAUUGGAGGCCAUGUCAGAUUGGGUAUUGGCGAUCAAUUACGUCGCUGCGAUUGAUAUGUGUCAAAUAUGCUACGAACCUCUAAACCGCGAGGUUGUACCCAUCAGAAACAUCAAGAUCGAAGACAAGUUGAAAAAGCUGAACGCACAGAUCCCAAACUCCAGGGCGAAGAUUGACGAGAUUCUAACGUUACAGAAACACGUUCAACUGGCGACGCCAUUUUCACCAAAGACGAGAGAGAACUUGAUGGCUUACUUCCAAUCUCUGAACAUCCGUUUAGAAUGGUUAUGGUAUGAGAUUGAACGUAAUCAAGUUUACAUGAACCUACUAUUGUACGAAGGAGAAGCUUGCUCAAAGGUGUUGGAGUGCAGCACUGACGAGUCACUCCUGGAGGACUCAUUUCUGAGUGAAGGCAUCGACAAGUUGAUACUUUAUGACUAUAUAUGA
Williopsis jadinii is the source of this 2127-nucleotide messenger RNA. It is a transcript of the gene SYT1, whose product is annotated as Arf family guanine nucleotide exchange factor SYT1. Bases 1 to 2127 code for a protein of 708 amino acids. Gene Ontology annotation, molecular function: guanyl-nucleotide exchange factor activity. Gene Ontology annotation, biological process: regulation of ARF protein signal transduction. The record is from RefSeq and is a predicted model, not a curated record. NCBI's taxonomy places the organism in Eukaryota, Fungi, Ascomycota, Saccharomycetes, Phaffomycetales, Wickerhamomycetaceae. The transcript has a single exon.